Messenger RNA from Linepithema humile (Argentine ant), 1301 nucleotides. RefSeq names its product odorant receptor 4-like. Gene Ontology annotation, biological process: sensory perception of smell; detection of chemical stimulus involved in sensory perception of smell. Gene Ontology annotation, molecular function: olfactory receptor activity; odorant binding. Lineage: Eukaryota; Metazoa; Arthropoda; Insecta; Hymenoptera; Formicidae. The record is from RefSeq and is a predicted model, not a curated record. Gene Ontology annotation, cellular component: plasma membrane.
UUGAGUGGGGACGCGACGAACUGUAUGGGGGUAAACUUGGCAAUGCUGUUGAUGUUCUUCCAGUAUUCUUUCAAACCAUAAUACGAGAUACAUCUAUCGACAUUAUUUUGAUUUCAAACUAGCGUCUUCAAAAUAGUUGACACAUGACUGUUUCGAGCAUCAUUAGUCCCUCGUUAAGAAUCGGCCUUCGGUUUCUCGGUCUAUGGCCGAAUGAGUCAUAUCCAACACUUUACAUUUAUAUGACGAGCAUAUUAAUUGCACAGUACUUUCAAUACUUGUAUAUAUCUACGCACUUUAAAUUCAGCGAAAUUUCGAAUCUUGUGGAUGGCGUGAUGUCGACUCUUUUUUACAGUUUAAUGUUUCUUAAAUUAGCUAGUCUUUGGAUACAUCGUCCAGUCAUACAUAAAAUUUUGGCUGCUAUAGAUAAUGAUUGGCGUGAAUGCAUCAAUGUCGAACAGCAUUUAUAUAUGAUGACAAACAAAGCCAACAUAUCACAUUUUUACUCUAACUGUAUGUUAGGCAUUACCAUUUUCGCCGGGAUACUUUAUGGCCUGGGUGAUUAUGUUAUUCAUGUUAUACAUUUUAUCAAGGAUCAUAAUGAAAGCGGGAGACAGCUUCCUUUAAAGGUACAACUUCCGUUUAAAACUGAUCAAUCGCCGAUCUUUGAAUUCCUUUUUAUAAUUCUGUUUCUACUUAUGAUCACAACUUCGCUUACGAUGGCUAUUAUAAAUGCAACGAUUUUAUCUUUAGUACUUCAUGUAAGCGGACAAAUCGAUAUCAUGUGUCAAGAGUUCAGCAUUGUUUCUAAACAGAUUUCUAUUUAUAACUCUUCUGAAUCUCCAUUAAAAAUGCUGAUUAAGAGACACAAUAGAAUUAUUAUAUUUUCAGACAACAUUGAAAAGUUUUUUUCCUUUAUCGCGUUAAUGCAAGUUGUUUGGAAUACCUUAAUACUUUGCUGUAUAGGAAUCAUGAUCAUAAUAUCCCUUUAUAACGAAGCCGGUAUCAUAGCGUUAGUGAAAAUGUCUGUGAGUUACUUUACCGUAUUAUUGGAAAUAUUUAUUCUUUGCUUUGCUGGCGAAUAUCUUAGCUUUCAGAGUGAAUCAAUCACCGAUGCAGCAUACAAUAUGUUAUGGUACAAUAUGUCAUCAAAGCAAGUCAAAUUUAUAAUAUUAAUAAUAAUGAAAUCUCAGUCGCAAUUAACGAUCACGGCAGGAAGAUUCAUGAAUUUGUCCUUAGAAACUUUUACGAAUAUCAUGAAGUCAUCGUUGUCAUUUAUGUCAGUCUUUCACGCUAUGUAUUAA